AUGGCGAGUAACUGUGAAGUUUUCUGCGAGAUCUUAAUCGCGAUCCUUCUUCCUCCUCUUGGUGUUUGCCUCAAGAAGGGCUGUUGCACUGUAGAGUUCUUGAUUUGCUUGGUCCUGACAAUCUUAGGAUACAUUCCCGGCAUAAUUUACGCGCUAUACGUGAUCGUGUUCCAGAACCGUGAUGAGCAAUCUCGCGAAAUCAGAGCUCCUCUCAACUCAGCUUGA
Molecule: messenger RNA, 225 nt
Organism: Arabis nemorensis
Lineage: Eukaryota; Viridiplantae; Streptophyta; Magnoliopsida; Brassicales; Brassicaceae
Source: the annotation of a GenBank genome assembly